CUAAAGUACAGGGCUUUGAAUUUUCGCCAAACAAAUCUUGCAACCCCAGGUCCAAUGCCCCGAGGACACACCCCACCAGCCCCGGGUCGGUCUAGAGACUAGAAUCCAAUCUUGCGAAGGUACUGAGGCUGCAGCUCUGUUGGUUCGAGACCACCUACAUUAAAAUCGUGAGGGAAACGAAGAAAGUUCUUCUAUUUGUUUGAGAACAGCCUCUGUGAAUCCUUCAAAUGCACUUUACCCUUUUGUAAACCCGAGGAUUUUGAUGCAAUUUCCUCCAUAAAGGUUUCAUAGGAAUGGAGUCGUCGGAAGAGGUGAGAAAUUGGCUUGACUUGCCUGGAGAUGUUCUGUCUCUGGUAUUUUCGAAGCUCGGCGUCUUUGAUGUCCUCUUUAAUGUCCAAAAUGUCUGUUCUUCCUGGCGAAAAUUCUGCAAAGAGCCCCUGGUCUGGCUUGCCAUCGAUUUGCGAUAUCCGUGGCCUGAUAUGGAUAUUGAUCUAGAGAAGGUGGCGAGGCAUGCCAUUGACAGGAGCUGCGGGCAAUUGGUUGAGUUUUCCGUGGAUUACAUCUGCACUGACGAGCUUUUGCGAUACAUCACCGAAAGAUCCUGUCCACUGAGAUGCCUUCGGCUCAUGUCAUGCCAUAGAGUAACAGAUGAUGGAUUGAUUGAAGUAGUGAAUGGACUUCCCUUGUUGGAGGAGCUUGACCUAUCCUACUGUUGUACAUUUUCAAACAAAGUACUUGAAGUCAUUGGUUGCUCCUGCCCACAUUUGAAAACCUUUAAACUUAACAGCCGGAGAUUCAGGAAUUCAGAUGUGGAGUGGGAUGAGGAGGCAUUUACUAUUGCUGGGUGCAUGCCCGAAUUGCGCAACCUCCAGCUUCUUGGGAACCAAUUGACGGAUGAUGGCCUGCGAGCCAUUCUUGAUGGUUGUCCCCACCUUGAAUCUCUUGACCUGCGUCAGUGCUUCAAUGUGAAUCUGGGAGGGGAGCUGCAGAAGAGAUGCGCAGAUGCAAUUAGAUGUUUAAGCCUUCCUAAUGACUUCGAUUAUUGUGAAAUUGAUCCUAACGCUCAUGGUUAUGAAACGGUGGAUGAGGACUACCCAUCUGGAUUUUCUGAAGUUGACUUCCUGUCUGAUGAUGUAUAUUAUGAAUUCUCUGAUGGCAAUGACUUGUCCGAUUAUGGAGAAUUUGUCUUCUGAAUAAGGGUCUCAUGCUAUUUGCUAUUCUAACAUGACAUGUUAUAUCCCCUCUGAAGAAAAUGGGUACCUGGGGUCGGGAUCAGCCUUGAUAAGCGCAUGACAGACCGAGGAAAAUAGGUAUUUUUGAUGGGGAUCAGAUAUUUCCAGGAUGUUUGUGUACAAAGAAUACCAGUCGUCUGGUAGCCAAAAAUUGCUCCAUACUGCUCUUGUCCUACAAUGUAAACUGUUUGAAUUCCUGGUUAUGUGAUAUAAUUAUGUAACAUUUUUCUACCAUAAUAUAAUGCUGGUUUUUACUGAUU
Messenger RNA from Nelumbo nucifera (sacred lotus), 1492 nucleotides. Its product is annotated as F-box protein SKIP19. The record is from RefSeq and is a predicted model, not a curated record. Lineage: Eukaryota; Viridiplantae; Streptophyta; Magnoliopsida; Proteales; Nelumbonaceae. Gene Ontology annotation, molecular function: protein binding.